Molecule: messenger RNA, 1620 nt
Organism: Histoplasma mississippiense
Lineage: Eukaryota; Fungi; Ascomycota; Eurotiomycetes; Onygenales; Ajellomycetaceae
Exons: 4
Coding region: 1-1620 (539 amino acids)
Source: RefSeq, a predicted model, not a curated record
AUGGCCACAUCUGUCUUUCCAGUGCCAGGCGUUGUACAUGGCAAACGCAUUUUAGCGGCUAUCAUCGAGACGCGAGCCAAAGCUGGCACAAACACUGAGCCCUGGGUCUCUGUCCCAAUCGACGACAACAACAUUUCUGCGGGGUUCCGAGAUAUCACUUUCCAGAAACUGAACAAUGCGGCAAACCAUGCAGCUCGAUGGCUAAGCCAAGCUCUUCCCGCGACUUCCCAAUCCUUUCAACACUUUGCCUAUGCCGGCCCUAAGGAUCUGCGAUACCCGCUCUUCGCACUUGCAGCGGCGAAACUCCAGAAAGUGAUGGUUCUCCCAUCGCCGUUGCUCACGCGGGAGGCUCAGCUGCGGCUUCUGGAACAGACGAACUGUGAACUGUAUCUGCGGCCGUCGGAAAUGGUUGAGCAAAUAAGUAAUGUUCUACGAGAGACGCCUCAUGUCCAGCAAAUAACCGUCCCUGGGAUUGAGGAUUUUUUUCGGAAUGACGAAGCAGCCCCAGUGAUUUAUAGUAAGACUUGGGAUGAAGGGAAAGGCGACCCUUGGCUGGUGUUUCACACCUCGGGAACAACGGGAAAUCCCAAGGCGAUUACAUAUGCCCAACAAAUGAUGACCACCUUCGACACCGCGGCCUCACUGCCAGACCUUGAAGUAAAUGUAGUUCAUCAUUGGGCCCGACAAAGACUCUACACGCCACUGCCCGCGCUUCAUUUUGUAGGCAUGAUGGCGACGCUCAGCCUGACCACUUGCAUCCAUACAACAUGCGUUAUCGGGCCUCCCAUUCCCCCGACCGCCGAACUCGUGACCGAUAUCCUCCGCUAUGGGAAUGUAGCUGGGGCCCUUAUAAACCCUGCUCUUAUUGACGCCCUUGUUCUCUCCCAGGAGGGCCUUCAAGCUCUCCGUGAAUUAAAGUAUAUCCAUUUCGUUGGCGCUUCCCUCUCAACCAAAACAGGAAACCUCCUUGCGCCUUACACCCAUGUGGUUCCGGCUAUCGGCAGUACCGAAUCAGGCGGGUAUUUUACCGUUAUCCACGAAAACAAAGAUAGAUGGGAGUAUGUCUCCUUUCAGAAGGACGCGGGGGCGGAAUUACACCACCGCAUGAAUGGGAUCCACGAACUUGUUUUCGUCCGCGGAUCCCAAUACCGCUUGCAGCAGAUCUUCCAACUCUAUAAGGAUCGCCAAACAUUCGAGACGAAUGAUCUGUUUGUCGAGCACCCGGAACAUAAGGGAAUGUGGAAAAUCAUCGGCCGCAGUGACGACUACGUUUACCUAGCACACGGGGAUGGAAUCCAUGCUUCGCUCCUGGAAAGAGAGAUUGUCGCGCACCCAAGCGUCAAGUCUGCACUUAUUGGCGGCCUUGGGCGUUCGGUACCCGUUCUUCUGGUGGAGCUGGUCCCUGAUGCGGAUGCGGAAGAUGUUGAUGCCGUGAAAAGGAGCCUCGAGCCCUUUAUCGCAAAAGCCAAUGAACAUUGUCAUGACGUGGUGAAGCUCUCGUCCGAGCGGUUGAUCAUUGCCAAGAAGGAAAAGCCAUUUAUCACGACGAUCAAGGGGAAUCCGUUGAGGUUACAGACUUUGAGCAUGUAUGAGGUGGAAAUUGAAGCUUUGUUUGAGUAG